UGCGGAGGAGAGCGCGCUUUACCGCAACACAGCAUCACAGUCAUCAUGUCUUACGGAAUGAUGGACAGCUGUCAAUCUCAGCCGGGAGAUUUCAACAAUCUCACUCAGACAUGCAGCUCAAACAUCCAGAAAAUCACACAAAACACUGGCCAAAUCAAAAGCAUGUUGUUCCAGCUGGGUACCAGACCCGAUACACCAGAACUUCAGGACAGACUACAGCAGAUGCAGCAUUAUACAAAUCAGUUGGCAAAAGUGACCAACAGACACCUGAAAGACCUGGGCUCUUUACCUCAGCCGCAGUCCCCUUCAGAACAGCGGCAGCAGAGAAUUCAGAAAGACCGUCUGAUGAACAACUUCUCAGCCGCUCUCAACAACUUCCAAGUGGUUCAGCGCCGAGCCGCGGAGAGGGAGCGUGAGUCCAUGGCGCGGGCACGAGGCGGCUCCAGACUUUUGGUUGAUGAGAGCAAUCAAGAUGAACAGCUCGUGACAUUUGAAAAAAAUGAAGGGUGGAGAACACAGACAGAGGAGGAGCCAUUCACUGAAGAAGACCUGGAGAUUAUUAAAGAGAGAGAAACCAACAUCCAUCAGCUGGAGUCAGAUAUUAUGGAUGUGAACCAGAUCUUCAAGGACCUGGCGGUAAUGAUCCAUGACCAAGGUGACAUGAUAGACAGCAUUGAAGCCAAUGUGGAGAGUUCUGAGGUGCACGUGGAACGAGGAGCUGAACAACUCCAGCAUGCGGCGUACUAUCAGAGGAAAUCCCGCAAGAAGAUGUGUAUUCUGGCUCUUGUCCUGUCACUUGUGGUGACAAUCUUCGCUUUAAUUAUCUGGCAAGCAAUCAGAUAAGCUGAAGAAAGAAGAAUCUGUCAGAUGUACUGUAUAUUCAGUGUUAAGUAAACAAUGACAGAUUGUGUGUGUGCGUGUGUUGAUGUGUGUGUUAUGUGUGUGUUUGCACAUGUAGCUAUGAAAAAAUGACUUCUGCAUGAACGGCUCCUAAAAUAUUUUCUCAAUUUCAUACUGAAGUCAGAAAAAAAUAUAGUCUUACAAGAGAAAACACACCAUUUUACAUUGUUGCUUACCUCCUCUUACUGAGAUGGAUGGACAUACCUUGUGUCUUUACACUACUGUAACUGUCAGUUCACCACAAUUCUGAAAAUAUUUUCUAAUAGAAAUUUUAGAUUCAGUUUUCAGUUAUAGUAGCAGCUCAAACAAAGGACAUCAAGUACUUGGCCAUUGAUGCACACUCCCAAUGAAAUUCAAUGAUGUGAUCUAAAGCAGAUCCUCCCAAAAAUAUGCACAAACUGGAACAGUCUAAUAUAGCUCCCAUAUCACUGUUCAGCUACAAGCCAAGUGUUUUGUUAAACAGAAUAUUAAAUAUAUGGGGCAGAUUCACUAAACAGUUGUGCCAUUUCAAAAACCUGUGUCUUAUUUAUUAUCCACCCUCAAUCUAUUUUAGCAGGUGCAAUCAGUGCUGAAAUUGUGCUGUAUCUUUAGUAUUUAAAUGAGGUCAGUACUUUCAUUUGCGGUAAUGGCGCGAUCUAAAUUGUGCCAGGGAAUUUGUGUGAAUGAAGCGCAAUCUACA
Myxocyprinus asiaticus (Chinese sucker) is the source of this 1579-nucleotide messenger RNA. Its product is annotated as syntaxin-12-like. Gene Ontology annotation, cellular component: synaptic vesicle membrane; endomembrane system; postsynaptic recycling endosome. Gene Ontology annotation, molecular function: SNARE binding; SNAP receptor activity. The transcript is spliced from 10 exons. Gene Ontology annotation, biological process: vesicle fusion; vesicle-mediated transport; intracellular protein transport. The coding region runs from base 46 to 843 and encodes 265 amino acids. The record is from RefSeq and is a predicted model, not a curated record. Lineage: Eukaryota; Metazoa; Chordata; Actinopteri; Cypriniformes; Catostomidae.